This is a messenger RNA of Penicillium cosmopolitanum, 366 nucleotides long. RefSeq lists its product as uncharacterized. The transcript has a single exon. The record is from RefSeq and is a predicted model, not a curated record. Lineage: Eukaryota; Fungi; Ascomycota; Eurotiomycetes; Eurotiales; Aspergillaceae. Bases 1 to 366 code for a protein of 121 amino acids.
AUGACCUCCAUUUCGAUACCAACAAAUGCCCCAAAUGUUUUCAAAGCUUCCAAAGCAUCACGUCGUCAACGUGAGACUUUGCUUAUGGCCAGCCCGCCAACUCCUAUCGUCUCCUUGCCUCGACCCUCCGACCAGAAGCCUUCUGAAAGUCCACAGAAGCAGACCAAACCAGUUGCCCUUAUGUCGAAGAUGGGACAUUCGGAAGCGGAAACCCUGAAGCAGGGAGCUGCUCAAACUCAACGAAAGAAUUCUGCCCAGGAAUACAGCGCCAGCGAUACAACCGAGACGGACAAGGGACAAGGUCGAAAGUGGAGGAGAGAGGACAUCUGGUAUCUCAGUCCAAAACGAAGACAAAGACGAUCUUAG